UACUAAUUUUAAUAUGCUUGCAAAUGGGAAUCGUAGAUGACGACAAUUACUGAGGUUUCAUGAAAUUAGAUAAGUGGAAUCCACCGACUGAUCAGCUUCAAUCUAUUGCAGAUACGUUCAACUCCUGUCGUAUACCUACACCCCACAUUCAUUCAAGAAUAGAUAAUCUCUCUCUCUCUCUCUCUCACACACACACACACGAAGAUGGCAGAAACAUCUCCUCAGCUCGGUCAGCACUCAGCCGCAAGCAUUACAUGCGUGAAAAAGCUUGCCGAAUCACCUGAUCUCGACUCCAUCCCUUCGUACUAUGCCUACUACACCAAUCCCGCUGAAACCAUGGCUUCAGACCCCCAUGACUCAAUCCCCAUCAUCGAUCUCUCGCUUCUCUCCUCCGACAACCCCGACCAUAGGUCCAAAGCCAUCCACGACCUCGACAAAGCAUGCGAAGAAUGGGGUUUCUUCAUGGUCGUCAAUCAUGGGAUACCAGAACAGCUGAUGAGGGAUGUGAUUGAUGUUACUAACGAAUUCUUCAAUCUGCCGGAGGAAGAAAAGCCAGAAUUCCAGCCUGAAAACGUCUUGGAACCAAUCAGAUACGGAACCAGCUUCAAUACUGCGAAAGAGAAGGUGUUCUGGUGGAGAGAUUUCUUGAAGGUUUGUGUUCAUCCUGAGUUUCACUGUCCUCAUAAACCUCAAUCUCUCAAAGAGGUGGUGAUGGAAUACUGCAAAAAAAGUCGACAAGUGGUGAGGAAAUUGUUGAAAGGUGUUUCAGAAAGCCUGGGGAUUGAAGAGAGCGAAAUGGAGAAGUGUUUAGGGUUGGACUCUAGUUUACAGAUAUUCGCUGCGAACUUGUACCCACGUUGUCCAAAUCCUGAUGUCGCAGUGGGCGUAGCACCACAUUCCGACCAUGGACUUUUCACACUUCUCAUACAGAAUCAGGUUGCUGGCCUGCACAUACAACAUAAGGGCAAGUGGGUUCAUGUCAAUCCCCUUCCCAACUCUAUUUUGGUUAAUACUGCUGAUCAUCUCGAGAUAUUUAGCAACGGAAAGUACAAGAGUGUAUUGCACAGAGCAGUGGUGAAUAACAUGAAGGCAAGGAUUUCCAUUGCCGUGGCCAACGGCCCAUCAGCCGACACAGUUGUCUCCCCUGCACCACAUCUUCUCAAAACCCAAGGCUGUAGGCCUGCAUAUGUUCCGAUGAAGUACAAGGAUUACCUGUUGACUCAACAGGGCAGCCAACUCAAUGGGAAAUCUAUUUUGAGACGAGUUCAGAUCUAAGACUAGUGCAUUUCUCUUCCAUCAUGUCCCAGGGAAUCGGUCGUGUAUUUUGCUGUAUAAAUACUGAUGUAACUGUAUAGUAUGUUUGGUUUCGUUUAUACACAUCGAUGAAGAUCAGUGUGGUCUUUAGAAAAA
Sesamum indicum (sesame) is the source of this 1410-nucleotide messenger RNA. RefSeq names its product 2-oxoglutarate-dependent dioxygenase 19. NCBI's taxonomy places the organism in Eukaryota, Viridiplantae, Streptophyta, Magnoliopsida, Lamiales, Pedaliaceae. The record is from RefSeq and is a predicted model, not a curated record.